CUGUGAAUUAUCAUAGGAGUUUAAAGUUACAAAGUUACGCAGUUGUUGAAGAAGCCGGAACGUUUUCAUUGCGAUCCUAACAAAAAAAAACUAUAAUAAACGAAAGCAAUUAUCAAAUCGUUGGUGAUUAAAAUUAAUCAUAAAGAUUUCUAUUGUACUGAGAGUGACGACAAAACGCACAGGAAGUCUCUUAGUGAGAGAGCUUUGGGCGAUCCAUCUGUCUUAAUUAUUUCAUCGGCUCGAGUUGUAUUUUUUGCGCUAGAAGGCGACCGUCCAGCAGGGCGAUACCAUUUUAUAUGACUUUUCCUCAACGACAAGAUUGAUACAAUGAACAACAGAAAAAGAAGACGUGAAACACAAUCUUCAAAGGCAACAUCACCCUCGAAUGCAGAACCCACGAAAAAACAAAAAAAGAUUGAAAAGUCAUCAUUUCCAAAUGCUGCUUCUUCUCAGUUCCCACCUUCAACGUCCAAACCUAAAGUAUCAAAUACUGCAUCAAAAGACGCGAAAGAAGAAGAUCAAGAACAAAAAUAUUACACCAGAUACAUGUCCUUGAAUGCAAUUCUACCGGAAGGUAACAUUGUCAAAGAAAAAAUCCAGGAUGAUGUUAAUGUUUUGAGUCGACUCAAAAUUGUUUGUAGCAUUUUCUUGGAAUACAUUAUGAAUGCACAUGAUUCGAAAAUAGCUAAGCGUUAUGCUAAAGAGGGGAUUCAGUUCGACAAAAUUAUGGGUUGUUUUAAGAAAAGAACUGUAGCGGCAGAGAAGACUUUUAGGAAAAAGCAUGGCGAGUUAGAUAAAUUAUUCGAAGAUUUUAAAGUAUUACUAAAGGAUGAGAAAACGGAAAUUGAUUCUGAUUUAUUUGAGGAAUUUCAACAAUUACACAAAGGGAAAUCAAAAUGGAAGGAUGAAAAUGAGAAAUACGAAGCAUUCAAUAAAUACAGAAUAGAAAAAUUAACCAAAUUUGAUUGCGCCAACAAAGAGGAUCUUAUUUUACAAGCCUGUCAAGAAAUGAAAAAAGAUAUGGGUGUUCAUAUACAAAUAAAUGGACCCAAAAUUCUUGAAAAGUAUUUUAAUUUACUCUUAAUGGAAAAGAAGAACCAAAAUAAUGAUGAAUAUAAAGUAGAGGAUUCAUUCGUAAAAGCAAAUAGUGAUGAAGAGAAGAUUGAGGAAAAUCUCAAAAAUCGGAGAAGACGUAAAAAUUGGAAUAAAAAGAUGAAGAAAAAAAGAAUGGAAAGAAAAAGAACACAUAACAUGGAAGAUCAGAACAAACAACAAAAAAAAGAAAUGACAAGACAACAAUUGAGAAAAGAAAGAAUAUACUUUCAAUUGAUAACACGUAAAGCUGAUCGGAAGGAUGAUUUGAAAAAAAUUAAUGAAGAUUACGACAAAAGAACGUAUAAAGUGAAGAAAAAGACUGAAAUAACGGAAGAAGAAAAAGAAAAGAAGAAAAAAGAGAAGAAGGAAAAAGAGAAGAAGAAAAAAGAGAAGAAGGAAAAAGAGAAGAAGAAAAAAGAAGAGAAAAAGAAAAAAGAGGAGGAGAAGAAGAAAGAACAGGAAAAGAACAAAGAGGAAAAGAAAAAAGAAGAGAAGAAAACAAACGAUGAACCAAAAACGAGAAAUAAACCUUUGACACGAAAAGAACGCAAACAGCAAGUAGAAACACUUGUUAAUCUAUUAAUAGAAGAAAAUCAAUGCACCGAUGAGACAUUGAAAAAAAUUUUAAAAGAAGUACAAGAAGAGUAUGACACUUUCUACGAAAAACUGGAAAAGGAAGAUGAAGAAGAAGAAGAAGAAGAAGAAGAGAAGAAGAAGCAAGAGGAAAUCGAGAAUGAAAAGGGAAAGAAAACAGAAAAAGAAGAAAUUCAAGGACAAAAGAGAAAGAAAGCAGAAGAGAAAAAACAAGUAGAACGAAGAAAGCCUCUUGAUUUUAAGAAUUUGAAAAGCCACUACACAUCGCAUAAAUUGCUGCCGUUCUUCAUGAAAUUACAAAAACAUUUUGUUGAAAACAAAAUAAAAAGUUUUGUUUUAUUUCCCAUUAGACGUUAUGGUAUUCAACAUGCAACGUAUACCAAAACUAUUCUUCUCAGAAACGUGCUACCAUAUGUGCACAAGAAAGAAAAUAUGAAUCCACAGCAAAAAAAAAAUGAAAUAAACAAGAUAAAUAAACUAAAUGGAAAAGAUAAUCAGUUGGAAUACUUGUGGAAUAGAUUGUUUGAUUUUACCGAAUUAAUGAAGAAAAAUAAGAUUAAAAAAUUACCUACUUUGAUGCAAACGGACGGAGUGAAGGUGUCACUAAUUUUCGAUAGGACAGAAACGCAAAAAGAGAUAUUUAAGCAGGAACCGAAAGAAGUAAAAAUAAAAAAGUAUACAAGAUUCGUCGGUCUAGAUCCAGGUCGGAAAGCCAUUGUUGGGGGAGUCAUUCGACGCGGAGAACCGAAAAUGUUAGAAAAAGUUAAAGAUCAAGACGCACCGAUAUAUGUGAAAGCAAAAACUUUUCGUUUUCGUGCCGGAGAGUUUAGAAGGAGAGACAUUUUAAACAGAAAAACGAAAAAAAUGAACGAAAAAUACAAAAAGUUUAUGAAGGAAAACCCUACAUUCAACGUCAACACCAAAGAUCCCAGGCAGUACGAAAAGAUUGCAAAAUUUCGAAUGAAAUUAUUCGAAAUAUUUCAAGAUACUCUGUCAAAGAGAAGCAUCGUCCAACUGAAAUUUAAUAAACUUGUGCUUGUAGAGCGAGAAAAAGAUAGAGUCGUGAAUAAAAUAAUAGGAAAUUUGAAGGAAGAAUCAUGUUUCGUUGGAAUCGGAAAUGAAAAAUUGGCCAAUUUUACAAAAGGACAUGUUUUCACACCUAUUCGACAAAUCCACAAGAAACUGCAAGAGCGGUCAAGACAAGUCGGUGAACAGAAAUUAAAAAUAUUACAUGUUUCCGAGUGGUACACUACACAGAAAUGUAGCACAUGCUGCGGACAGUGUUUCGUAUCAGCAUCUCCAAAACGGUAUUCAUUUUGCCAAAAAUGCAAUAUCACUUGGGAGAGAGAUAUAAACGCUGGCAGGAAUAUAUUGAACUUGGCCCUUAUCAAGGCUAAUUUGAUGGAGAGGACAGAUCUUAAAGAUCCAUCAGUAUUUCCUCAAAUUAGAGAAUCAGCAAACGCGGACAUUUUUAGAUGAUCAUUUUUGCAGCUCAUCUCUUGAUGAGCAUACACGUCAGUGUAAGCGGUCACACAAACUACGAGAUUCAUCAGAGAUAUAUACAUAUAACGAAAUUCCAUCUCAAGUGAGAUGACUUACGGCAAAUGAAUCUAUUUUGAAAUAUUAACCAAAUUAAUAUAAUUAAUGAACAAAAUAAUAUUAAUUUGUUUUUCAGUUUUGCACGGUAAUAAUAACUACACUUAUUCUCAAUUUUUAAAUAUAAUUUAUUUCAUCAUAUUUUAAUUAUAUGUUUAAUUUUAACAUAUAUGCGUAAAAUAUUUAUAGUUUAAAAAAUUAUGUAUUUUUAUAGUAAAUAAAAUUACGACUCGAUAAAAUUUUCAAAUAGCAAAAAAUACCAAACUUUACAGGAAAAUUAUAUAUGACAACGAAAGUAUAAUAUUAAAACUUUAAUAUGCUUAUAAAACUUCAUAUAGUAGCAUUAAAAACCGAAAUAUUAAAAAAAAAUUGUGUAAACAAAUCUUCAUUUCUGAUAAAAAUGCAAAGUUCUUUAAUUUUUUUUUUCUAUUGUGUCCUGAAACAAAUGGUGAGGGACUUUACGGUAAACAAAAUUUUAGGUUAUGUUUAUACUAUUAUAUUUAGUUUAUCGUAAGGUCCUUCAAGCCACAAUAUUGAUUUCUUCUAUAUUUGAAAAUUAAAAUUAAUUUUUAUUUUCCUUGGCAAAAAAUUAUAUGAUCAAAAUAUCAUUAUAAAUGUAUAUAAAAAAAGUUAAUAAAUUAUACUUUUUAUGUAUUUUUAUUAUUAUAUAACUCGUGAAAACUCUAUCAACGGUGUUUGUGUCUCGCAAACUGUAAAGUCACUUGCAAAGUCGUAUUUUCGUAUUCAAUCGACGUCGUCUGGUGGAAGUUACAUUUCACGGAAAUGUUAAAGUAUAUAACCCUUCGCCAUUUUAUUGCGACGACAGAUUUUGCGAGAAACGUACUCUAUGAGGAACUCCCCUUUCGACUGAUUGAACAGAAAUUCACUUACAUUGUAUCUAUAUUGUUCAUAUUAAUUUUUUAUUCCACAAAAAAUUUAAAUCUAUUUGCCU
This is a messenger RNA of Leptopilina boulardi, 4237 nucleotides long. RefSeq names its product myb-like protein X. Bases 328 to 3168 code for a protein of 946 amino acids. The record is from RefSeq and is a predicted model, not a curated record. The transcript has 4 exons. NCBI's taxonomy places the organism in Eukaryota, Metazoa, Arthropoda, Insecta, Hymenoptera, Figitidae.